AUGGCAAAAUUGGAUAUUGUACAUCAGCGAUUAUUGGACGAAUGGCGACAAGAAUCGAAACGAGAUCUUUCACAACUGGAAAUGGUAUUAAAAAGUGCCGAGAUGGAAGUUGAAGGCAGGAAGCUGAUGGUUGAGUGGAAUAAGGAGCCGAAAAAUCUCGAAAUGAUUGGUAUCAGACUGAAACGAAUUAAGGAAUUGAUGAAUAACAGAAACGCUUUGCGUGGUCUCAGUCAUCAGGCUUUGCUUAUGAUUCAUCGAGAUGUUUUGGAAAUAGACGCUUUGUGUGCCAUACUCAGAUGUGAUCUGAAUUCAUUCCGUGAAGCUAUCACUAUUCUCAUUAGCUUCUACAAUUCUUAUGGUUCAAGCGAAGAAUGGCCAAAUAAAUGGUUGAUGAUUGGUUUAGAUCUUAUGUUCCUUUUGGCUACAAGUCAACAUACUCAAUUCCACAUGUUAUUGGAACAGAUCGAUCAAGAUAUUCAACAGAAGAAUCCAUAUAUCAAGACACCCGUGACAUUAGAGCAAUCGCUUAUUGAAGGUGCUUAUCAUAAGAUAAUGUUAGCGGAAAAAAAUAUUCCCAGUCCUUACUACGCAUUGUUCAUACGUAUAUCAAUGGACACAGUACGGGAUGAAAUAGCUUCAUGUAUGGAGCGUGCAUUCAUCAAAAUAUCACAACGAGAUGCUGCACGAUUACUUCUGUUUGAUGAUAUCAACGAAAUGACGCCUUUUGCGGCAAAGCGUGGUUGGAAAAGCAGUAUGUAUGGUCGCGGUGUCAUGUACGUAUUUGAUCAUGCACAGGAAACCCACGCGGAGCCGCAGCUAGAUACCGAAAGGAUCGUCAAACAAACAAUUUAUUAUGCGAAACAACUCGAAAUGAUCGUAUAG
Messenger RNA from Acanthocheilonema viteae, 882 nucleotides. Lineage: Eukaryota; Metazoa; Nematoda; Chromadorea; Rhabditida; Onchocercidae. The record is from the annotation of a GenBank genome assembly.